CGCGCUCGCGGGAAAACUCGUCUGUCUUGGUGACGGGCUCGCCGGUGGGGCUGUGAAGCAGCCAUGAGCCUCUGGGUGGACAAAUACCGGCCGAGCUCCCUUGCACGGCUGGACUAUCACAAGGAGCAGGCAGCACAGCUGCGCAACCUGGUGCAGUGUGGAGACUUUCCUCACCUCUUAGUAUAUGGACCAUCGGGUGCUGGAAAAAAGACAAGAAUUAUGUGUAUUCUACGUGAACUUUAUGGUGUUGGGGUGGAAAAACUGAGAAUUGAGCAUCAGACUAUCACAACUCCAUCUAAGAAAAAAAUUGAGAUCAGCACCAUUGCAAGUAACUACCACCUUGAGGUUAACCCCAGCGAUGCAGGAAACAGCGACCGGGUCGUAAUCCAGGAGAUGCUGAAGACAGUGGCCCAGUCACAACAGCUUGAAACCAGCUCACAAAGAGACUUCAAAGUGGUGUUACUGACAGAGGUGGACAAGCUCACGAAGGACGCCCAGCACGCCUUGCGCAGGACCAUGGAGAAGUACAUGUCUACCUGCAGGCUGAUCCUGUGCUGCAAUUCCACGUCCAAAGUGAUACCCCCCAUCCGAAGCAGGUGCCUGGCCAUCCGUGUGCCUGCCCCCAGCAUCGAAGAUAUUUGCAGUGUACUGUCCACCGUCUGCAAGAAGGAAGGUCUGGCCCUUCCUUCAAAGUUGGCUCGCAGGCUGGCCGAGAAGUCGUGCAGGAACCUCAGGAAGGCCUUACUUAUGUGCGAAGCCUGCCGAGUGCAGCAAUACCCUUUCACCGAAGACCAAGAAAUCCCUGAGACAGACUGGGAGGUGUACCUGAGGGAGACUGCAAAUGCCAUUGUCAGUCAGCAGACGCCACAGAGGCUCCUCGAAGUCCGAGGAAGGCUCUAUGAGCUUCUGACGCACUGUAUUCCUCCUGAGGUAAUCAUGAAGGGCCUGCUCUCAGAACUCCUGCAUAACUGUGACGGGCAGCUGAAAGGGGAAGUGGCACAGAUGGCGGCCUAUUAUGAGCAUCGCCUGCAGCUGGGCAGCAAAGCGAUCUAUCAUCUGGAAGCAUUUGUGGCGAAGUUUAUGGCACUUUAUAAGAAGUUCAUGGAGGACGGGCUGGAAGGCAUGGUGUUCUGACUCGGCUCCUCCGAGCAGGGCAGAUGCCUGGUUUAUGUAAACGUACGCUGGGACUUUGGAUACAAUAAACUGCUUUACCUGGUAAAGGACUGUGGUCUUAAAAACUAA
Molecule: messenger RNA, 1242 nt
Organism: Rattus norvegicus (Norway rat)
Lineage: Eukaryota; Metazoa; Chordata; Mammalia; Rodentia; Muridae
Gene: Rfc3
Product: replication factor C subunit 3
Exons: 9
Coding region: 64-1134 (356 amino acids)
Biological process (GO): DNA strand elongation involved in DNA replication; DNA repair; DNA replication
Cellular component (GO): protein-containing complex; chromosome; nucleus
Molecular function (GO): ATP-dependent activity, acting on DNA; DNA binding
Source: RefSeq, marked provisional